CCCUCCUUCCGAAGUUUCUGGGAUGGAUGGGGAGUAGAGUUAGGGCCUUUUUUGUGUUUUGCGUGGGAUUUUUGUAAUCUUUACCUGUUGUCCUCUUUUUCAUUAAAAAAAAAAAUCAAAUUACCAAACCCGAAACUGGAAUCGGUGAAUCCUAUGGGUAAUCUUGAUUCCGACGUUCCUAUGGUGCCCGCCAGCGACGCUGCCGGUUCUUCUUCCAAAAAGCCUAAGCGAUUCGAGAUUAAGAAGUGGAACGCCGUCGCUCUCUGGGCUUGGGAUAUUGUUGUUGAUAAUUGUGCUAUCUGCCGGAACCACAUCAUGGAUCUCUGCAUUGAAUGCCAGGCCAACCAGGCUAGUGCCACCAGUGAGGAAUGUACCGUAGCCUGGGGGGUAUGCAAUCAUGCUUUCCGCUUCCAUUGCAUCAGCCGAUGGCUCAAGACCCGUCAAGUUUGUCCUUUAGAUAACAGCGAAUGGGAGUUUCAGAAGUACGGUCACUAGAGCUUUUAUCAGGCUUCUUGAACCCUUGGAUCAGCUGCCUUACUUUUACUAUAGUUGUCUGGGAAAGAUUUUCGUUUUGCAGCUCUAAAUUUUUCACUCUUUUACUACUGUAAGGGAAGCUUUUGUCUACGUAUUUGACAAUUUACAAAUCUAUGU
Messenger RNA from Neltuma alba, 651 nucleotides. RefSeq names its product RING-box protein 1a-like. Gene Ontology annotation, molecular function: zinc ion binding. The coding region runs from base 154 to 495 and encodes 113 amino acids. The record is from RefSeq and is a predicted model, not a curated record. The transcript is spliced from 5 exons. NCBI's taxonomy places the organism in Eukaryota, Viridiplantae, Streptophyta, Magnoliopsida, Fabales, Fabaceae.